GAGCAGAAAGAACGCUCGGACAGCAUCUAUAGCUACUGUCUGUGGGAAGUUUUAAACCAAUGCCUGUGUAGCCGAAUGUUCAUCUCAGUCUUUUCACUAGCCGUGCAUUUGGAUCAAGAUACCUUUAGGACUAUCUUUGCCAUACAGUUUGCUGCUGUGAUUUAAUCUGGACACGGCUGAAAGUUUGAUUUUCAAAUGCGAAAAGUAGAUGAGCAGGCUGCGCCAUAAGAAUCCUGACCUAAAGAGCCUGUCACCUGAGGUGCAUUCUUCAGAUAAGCCAUGGGGGGUUGUUGGAGAUGGUGUCAACGGAGCUGUGUGUGUUUCCUCACCGAAGAGGAAAGACGGGCCAUCUUUAUAGACAUGGAAAUUCAAAAAAUCCUCAAAGACCAGAAAAAGCAAGAACGCAAAGAAAUAAAAGUACUACUUCUUGGGACUGGAGAAAGUGGCAAAACAACAUUCAUCAAACAAAUGAGAAUCAUCCAUGGCAAGGGCUACUCUGAGGAGGACAGACGAGCAUUUGCUAAGUUGGUUUUUCAGAAUGUUUUCACAGCUGUAAAGGCCAUGACUGGAGCCAUGACUGCACUCAGGAUUCCCUAUGCAAACCCACAGAAUGCGAUGUAUGCUAAGUGGGUACAAGAUGUGGACAUCAGACAGGUCACUCAGUUAGACAGAGGUUAUGUGGAUGCUAUUCAGCAUCUGUGGGCAGACACUGGAUUCAGGGUCUGCUAUAGUCGCCGUCGUGAGUACCAGCUUCUGGACUCCACUGAAUACUUCAUGACAAAUCUUGAGCGUAUAGCUGGCCCUGACUACAUCCCUACUGCUCAAGAUGUCCUUCGGGUCAGAGUGCCCACUACGGGCAUCAAUGAUUAUUCCUUUAGUGUUGAGAGGAUAACACUCAGGAUUGUGGAUGUGGGUGGACAGAAGUCGGAGCGACGUAAGUGGAUCCAUUGCUUUGAGAAUGUGACGUCCCUCAUAUUUUUGGCCUCCCUCAGCGAGUAUGACCAGCGGUUGGAGGAAAAUGAUAUAGAUAACCGCAUGGAGGAGAGCAUGACCCUGUUUUACACCACCAUCCACUCGCCCUGGUUCAUCAGUGCCUCCAUUAUACUCUUUCUCAACAAGAAGGACAUCCUGGCCGAAAAAAUCCAGACUUCUGACCUACAAACAUACUUUCCAGGGUUUACAGGAAGGAGACGUGAUGCUCAGGCAGCCAUGGACUACAUCUGCGGGAUGUAUAAGCAGCAGGGCAACAGCCGAGAAGACAAGAAGGAACGCAAAAACAUCUAUUCCCACUUCACCUGUGCCACAGACACUAACAACAUCCGUAUGGUGUUCAACGAUGUGAAGGACACAGUGCUGAUCAAAUCAUUGGCUGAAUAUGGGGUCAUUUGAGGGCUGGGACUUGAGUGUGAAUGUCUAUUUCUUUUAUUCUAAAACCACUUUCCCUGUUUUCCUGUUUUCAUACACUGGAUAUAGAUUUAAUUAGACAAAGCAUAUAUAUAUAUAUAUUGUCUAAUUUGUCAGUGAGCCAACCAAAAUAGUAAUUGUGCAAACAUACAAACUGAACUGAGGCAAUGGAUGUUUGACACAAAACUUCUAAUGAAUUCAUUACUUUGUUUCACUAGGGAGCCCCUAUUUUUUUCUUUCUUUUUUUAUGUUACUGGUGUGCAUAAGAAAGUGUCUGGUAAUCACUGGAAAAGUUUUUUAAUGUUUUGCCUAUGACCUCUUAGGGGCUCUGAGUUUUUGGUGAGCACGAGAAAAUUCUGGUGCGCAUGUGAAAGAAACUGGAAAACAUUUUUUGCACAUGCCCCUUCAGGGGCGCUGUAGUUUCAGACAAAACGGCUCAAGUAUUUAAUUCAGUUUUGCAAAGCUGCACAUUUUGAACAUUGCAUAUUAUAAUUAUCAGGAAAUCUACCUGCUUUUUUGGUCACCAAAAAAACAAAAAAUCAAUGCUAUUGUCAUACAGUUCCUAAACUGAACCUGUUGUAGUGCCUUCCAUUGCACUAGGCUACAAUAUAAUAUUUUUUUCCUUGGAUUUUUAGAAUCAAAUAAAUAUUUGGAUAACAUUAUGUGCUACAAAGGUAACAUGAAUGUAUAGGGCCCUCAUUUAAAUGACAGUUGAAGUGCAAAGUCAGCCAAUGAGUCAAGUAUCUCAUGCAUGGACUAAAGCUAUUGUGUGGAAUGUCUUGAGCAUUUUUUGCAUAGGGCCUUGCUCAUGAUAUUAAAGGGGAACUUGGCAACUAUUUCAAUGUAAUAAACCCGUUUAGAAAUCA
Alosa alosa (allis shad) is the source of this 2270-nucleotide messenger RNA. RefSeq names its product guanine nucleotide-binding protein subunit alpha-11-like. The transcript has 8 exons. Gene Ontology annotation, molecular function: GTPase activity; G-protein beta/gamma-subunit complex binding; G protein-coupled receptor binding. Gene Ontology annotation, cellular component: heterotrimeric G-protein complex. The record is from RefSeq and is a predicted model, not a curated record. Lineage: Eukaryota; Metazoa; Chordata; Actinopteri; Clupeiformes; Clupeidae. Gene Ontology annotation, biological process: action potential; phospholipase C-activating dopamine receptor signaling pathway; adenylate cyclase-modulating G protein-coupled receptor signaling pathway. Bases 280 to 1389 code for a protein of 369 amino acids.